AUGCGUUCAUUCAGUGCAUUUUGUGUAUUACUGGGCUUAUGCGUGAUACUAUGCCUACAGCAAGUGCGCGCUGAUGAUGGCACCAUGCUUCUGCCCAUUUGGAACCACCCAACAGAUACGGCGAGUGGCACAACCAAUCCUGCUCCUCAAGCCACUGCCUGCGCUCAUCCAGGCCAUAUUGCUCUUACUUAUAACGAAGGACCUAGCGACGUCACCGCCAAAGUGUUGAACGGCCUGAAGGCUGGUCAGGCCAAAGCAAGCUUUUUCGUAAAUGCCACAUGGCUAUACACACAGCAGUAUGCCAUGAUUUUGCAGCGUGCCUACAACGAUGGUCAUUUGAUUGGCAUGACAUACCGUGCUCCGGGCGAUACCACAGAUGGCAUGACAGACGAACAGAUUCGAUCCGACGUGACAAACUCGGCCAAGGUCAUCGAAACCUUGAUUGGUGUUGCACCAAAAUAUAUCCGUUUGCAUUAUACCCAGCCGGAAGAUACUCGCUUGGAGAAUAUUGUCCGUGAUAUGGGCUAUACCUUGGUCUACUACAAUUUGGACACCCAGGAUUACAACUUUAAAAGCAAUCCAAAGGGAAUUGCAGAAUUAUACCAGACCACGUUUGAUAAGCAACUGGAUACUUACGAUUCCAAGGGUUCGUUUAUUUCUGUCCAAUAUGAUAUCCCUGAUACUGGCUCGUGGCAGGCAAUCUAUGAUACCAUUAAUCAGGUUGACACUGCUGGUUACAAGUUGGUGCGAUUGGAUGGCUGCUUGAAUGAUAAGCAACCCUACAAAGAAUCUGCAUCAUCAAAGAAGGCCAUUAGCGAUAAGCACUCGUUCGGCACAUCGGGUUACAAGGAAGGGCAAGUUCACGCAGAAAAGCCUGCCAGUAUGAUGAAUGAUGAUAAUGCUACUAGUGAUAGUGGAGAGGAUGGUUCCACCACUAAGAACGAAAAUACCGGCUCUAUCACAGUGUCGAGCUGGAUCUCUUUAUUCAUCUUUGUGCUGGCCAUUAACGUACUAGCUUAA
Molecule: messenger RNA, 1020 nt
Organism: Zychaea mexicana
Lineage: Eukaryota; Fungi; Mucoromycota; Mucoromycetes; Mucorales; Lichtheimiaceae
Exons: 5
Coding region: 1-1020 (339 amino acids)
Biological process (GO): carbohydrate metabolic process
Molecular function (GO): hydrolase activity, acting on carbon-nitrogen (but not peptide) bonds
Source: RefSeq, a predicted model, not a curated record